This is a messenger RNA of Medioppia subpectinata, 1722 nucleotides long. The record is from the annotation of a GenBank genome assembly. Lineage: Eukaryota; Metazoa; Arthropoda; Arachnida; Sarcoptiformes; Oppiidae.
AGUUGGUCGAAAUGGACGCCAUUUUUUGGCAAUAGUUUUGUUUCAAUGAUUUGUUUUGUUUAUGAAAAAAGGAUUUAAUUGUGAUUUAAAGCCAUAAAACAACUGAUCCAACCAUUGACUGGUCGUCGGCUUUGAAUGAAUGAUUCAAUGAGUGGUUAUAAGAGAGAGUACGACAACAAAGACAACAACAGUCACGACAAUUACAAUACACAUGGAUCGGAUCGGAAACGGAAGCGCAAGAGUCGAUGGGGUGGAGACGAUAGCGAUAAGGUGUUCAUCCCUGGGAUGCCGACAAUGUUGCCGAACAAUCUGUCCAAAGAACAGGAACAGAUAUACCUCCUUCAAGUAGAGAUCGAAGCGAUUAGCCGUCAAUUACUUUCCGGUGAUCUCGGAAUACCUGCCAAUCCUGAAGAAAGAUCUCCCUCUCCAGAGCCUAUCUAUAAUAAUGAGGGCAAACGUCUCAAUACAAGAGAGUUUAGAACCCGAAAGAAAUUAGAGGACAAAAGACAUGAAUCCAUUCAAACUAUGUUUGCACUCAAUCCGGGAUACAAACCGCCCGCAGAUUACAAGCCUCCACAACUGAAGAUCAGCGAAAAGGUUCUCAUCCCUCAGGAGGAGUAUCCGGACAUCAAUUUCGUCGGUUUACUCAUCGGUCCGCGAGGAAACACUUUGAAGGCCAUGGAAAAAGAUACCGGCGCUAAGAUUAUAAUCAGAGGCAAGGGAUCCGUCAAAGAGGGAAAGAUUGGCCGUAAAGAUGGCCAACCGAUGCCCGGAGAGGACGAACCGUUGCACGCAUUCAUAACUGGUUUGACUCACGACUCGGUGGUUAAAGCCGUACAGAAAAUCAAAGAAGUGAUCCGUCAGGGCGUCGAAGUGCCUGAGAAUCAGAACGAUUUGCGAAGAAUGCAAUUACGAGAGUUGGCUCUAUUGAACGGCACUCUCCGCGAGAGCGAUGGUCCGCGUUGUGCCAAUUGCGGCCUCACGUCCCACCGCUCGUGGCAGUGCCCGGACAAGCCUAACGUGACGAACAACGUUGUGUGCACUAACUGUAAUGGCGUCGGACAUAUCGCCAGGGAUUGCAAGGAGAAGAAGACGCCCACCGGACCCGUCAAUCAGUCCAAGAUUGAUGAGGAAUACAUGUCACUCAUGGCUGAGUUGGGCGAAGGCCCGCCCCCUCCCAAGACCACCACUUCGUCGUCGUUUACGGCCGGAAUGGGGCCCACCAUUGGUAUGACUCAAUCAGCGCCCAAAGCUAUAGCGAUGGCACCGCCGCCGCCUCCGUCGAUGUCAAUGCCCAAUAUGUCGCCGACCUCUACAGCGCCCACACCUUUGCUGCCGACGCCCACUAUGGGUCAGCCCAACUCGUGGUCUGCGCCCACAUCUAUGAACUCGUGGCAAACGUCGCAAACCCCUUAUGGCGUUAACAAUAAUUCCAGCGGCUAUUCAAUGGGCGACUCUUACCCAUCAAACAACAUGUACUCGCCUUCGGCCACAUCGCCAAUGGGUUGGUCUCAAAACCAAUGGAAUUCAAUGGCUCCGCCGGUGGCUCCGGUGCCGCCACCGCCGCCUCCAUCGCAGGCGUCAAACGGCAACCCAUGGAAUAUGUAUCCCCCGCCUCCGCCCCCGCCCUCAAUGGCUUCUCACCAACAAAUGUCAAACAUGAUGGUCCCGCCGCCGCCACCCCCUCCCCCUCCUCCCCCACCGCCGCCGCCGCCCAUGUAA